UUCGACUCUGCCGAGGUGUUGGGGCGUCUCGUGCGGACGGCACAGUACCUGAAGGGCCUCGACAUGGAGAUACGGCCCGACAUCCUGGCUGAGUCGUUGACGGCCAUCCCCGUGACAGCAGGAGGUGGGCAGCCCGGCCCCCUCUCACAGCUGGAGCUCGUCGGCACACUCGGCGUCUUGGGGCGGUCAGAUCAGAUCAGUAUCAACCAAUGGCGCAACGGACUCGAGCGGCUACAGGUAGGUGCACACAACACACACACGUCGGGGUGAGUGGUGCACCGUACCGUCGGUGUCAUUCCUCUCAGGCCGUGCUUGUUGAGCGUGGGUGUCAUUCCAUCAAGCAGCUCGAUGUGGACUUCAUCGAUGGACCCGUUGACGAGGACAUCUUCGCGGCGCUGUCGGUCAUGGAGGCCUUCACACGCACCGUGUGUGUCAAGCCCGACAUCCCCGUCAGCAUCAAUGUCUACGACGCGAUGUCGGAGCGGGCCGUCCCGAUCUUCGACCUCUCUCUCCUGUGUGAGGUCCCCACCCGCCCCGCCCCCUCCUUCUUCGUGCAGAAGCACAUCCAGCAGCUGGCCGCCGACACACCGACGGCAUGCUUCGUCAUCGCCCCCCACCACUUCACCACCCCCCUCGACACACCCAGCCCAUCUGCCGUGGCCCUCGCCCGAUGCAUGACCUUCCUCAAGGCAGACCAAGUGGAGGUCUUCGAGCAGGGGCGCUUCUUGGGGGCCCAGUGGGAGCCUGACGCUGACGCCGAGCCGCCCAACCCCACGGUGAUCGACCAGCUUCCCGCCAGCGCAUUUCCCACCGCAUCGCGCCUCUACAUCUACAGCACUAAGGGGUAUGCGAUCGGCAAAAAGCUGGCGUCGAAGAUGCCGGCGGUCAGAGAUAUCGAGCUGUAUGAGACGAUGGAGGCGGAUGCGGUGGGCGUGCUGGAGGCAGUGGGCGGCGGCGGCAGCCCGAUGCGGUGUGAGAUCAGGCACAUGACGGCUGUGAGUGAGGAGGGGCUUCGGUGGGGAGACAAGGCGGACGAGCUGCCGAGCAUCGAGCAGCAGCAUGUUUGCGUGGAGGGUAAAUUCCAGAGAAUGUCUAUCAUCUCGGCUUGCUGUCCUCGCUGAACGUCGCUGUGUGUGUGUGUGUGUGUGUGUGUGCAGUGCCCGAGGAUUUGGGCCAUGGUGAUGCCGCCGGCGAGUUCGGCGUUUCGUGUGUGUCGUCGCUGCUCAAGAUCCGCGGCAUCGAAGAGCUCAAGCUCCGGCUGGAGCCUCCGGCUGCCUUCCAAUCCUUCAAGCGGCUGGUGAGGGAGCGGAGACACGGCGACACCAUCGAGGGCCUUCCUGGACGCUUCGACAGUAUCGGGUGGACGACACACAUGGGAAUUCAUAUCUGGCGACCUGUUGGGGCAUGCUUUCUGCUGAAGCCAAAGUCCAUCUAGGUACGGGGCACCCUGAGACCUUUGUGUGGCGCCGCGUCAUGUCAUUUCCUGUGCGUCGACAGAUUGCGUCCGUCGUAUCGAUGAGUGAGAGUCGCCCGUCCAUCCGAUGGUGAAGAUUGAUGACAGACAGAUGACUAUCGAACAGUGACCACAGACCGACAGACCGACCCCAUUCAUGUGUGCAUCUGUGUGCGUAUGCAUACCGCAUCAAUCCAUUGCAUGUGUGUGCAAGAAAUGAAUUCACUGCAAGC
Molecule: messenger RNA, 1686 nt
Organism: Vitrella brassicaformis
Lineage: Eukaryota; Vitrellaceae
Source: the annotation of a GenBank genome assembly